UACUGGUGUGGUAAAGUUUGUCAGCGUUUGUCAUCUCAGCAAUUUUUAAUUGUAAAUUGUGAAAUUAGUUUUAAUUUAGUGACAAUGGCUGUUCUAGCAGCAGCUCAGCUUUUAGACGAAUUAAUGGGGCGUAAUAGAAAUGUGGCUCCAAGUGAAAAGGCUAAAGAACUGAACUGGGAAGAUCCCGACUACUGCAAAUUUUACAUGGUGAAGUUCUGUCCUCAUGAUCUCUUUGUCAACACACGGGCGGAUCUCGGCGUUUGCUCCAAGGUACAUGACGACGAGGCCAAGGCACUGUUCGAUAAGUCAACCUCUUACAAGAAACAAUCAUACGAAGAUGAAUUCAUUCGCUUCUCUCAGGCUAUGCUGAACGAGGUGGAACGCAAAAUAGUUAAAGGCAAGCAAAGGCUAGCUCUAAUCGGAAAUAAAUCUGAACCCCCGUCGUCGCUCUCGCCGCAGCAAACACAGCGCAACCAGGAACAGAUCGCGUUGUUGUCAAACAAGAUUAACUCACUGGUGAGCGAGGCAGAGGCAGCCGGCAUCGAGGGCAAUGUGGAGCAAGCACAAGGCCUGAUGAAGCUGUGCGACCAGCUGAAAGAGGAGAGGGAAGCUUUGCGAAAGCAGAAUGACAACAGCCACUGGUCACAGACGGCCGAGAUCGCAGCCGCACAAGAGAAACAGAUGGAGGUGUGCGAGGUUUGCGGAGCAUUCUUGAUCGUCGGUGACGCUCAGUCAAGGAUAGAUGAUCACCUGAUGGGCAAACAACACGUCGGAUUUGCUAGAUUGCGAAUGGCGUUGGAGGAAAUUAUGAGUGAAAGAGCAAAACAACGAGAUGAAAAGGAAAGGAGGAGAGAUGAAGAGAGAAGAGAACGUCAUAAGAUGCGAGAAGAGGAAGAGAAAAAGAAAGAGAAAGAUAGGGAAGAAAGAAGAAAGAAAAGGGAGGAAGAAGAUCGAAGUAAAAAGCACAGCUCCAGGGAUCACGCAAACCACAGAGACCGCGACUGGGACAGAGAUGGACAUGGACGCCACAGAGAUGACCGUGGUAGCUCAAGAUUAUCCUCUAAACAGAGGAGUCAUUCCCGGGACCGCCACCAGAGGGACAAAGAAAGAGAUAGAUCGAGACACGAGGACCGACGCAAAGAAAAUGGGGAGAGGGAGCGAGACCGUGACAGGGACCGAGACCGAAGACGUCAUUAGAGUCGGGUCAGUGUGGAUUUGCUCAGGUGGGCCAAGCGUUGAGGCGAAGAACAACUUCUCAAUGUCCAGGUGACUUCUGUUUGUGUCUAGAAUAGGAAAUAGACAUUUAAAUUCAAUUAUAAAUGUGUGUAUAUAGGCUUUUUAACGUUUUAAUUCGAUCAUCUUUGUAUUUCUUUUCUACAUAACUGUUUCUUGUGUUUGGAAAAAUAAAACCAAUAUUUUUACCAUAGAUAACUUUGGGUGUAUUCCAAUUGUAUUUAAUUUUUCUUUGAGGCAAUCAGUUUUGUUCCACUGGUGGAGUGUCAAUAAAUUCUUCAUUUGUAAAAAAACAGAGUUUUUAUGUAGUGAGGAGAAAAUUAUGCUUUUCUUUGUUACUCUCUUAAAGUAUUAACUCCCUCAAUUUCAUCUAAUAACCAUAGAAAAGAAAUCAACUUUCUUAUAAAGAAUUCUCAGCAAAUCUGUUUUUUUAUCUUGAGGAGUAUGUUAACUAUUUAAAAAUCUAAAAUCUAUUUAAAGACCCCAUCUAAAUUUCAACUACAAGUCAUUUUGUUGGUUUAAUUUCCAAAACUUUUGAUCUUGAACCAAACGUAAACAUUUAUUUCUUGGUUCUCUCAGUUAAUUAUUAGCCUCCUGUCAGUGAAAUAUUCCAGUUUCUAGUUUUAUGUUUAAGGGUUCUUUUCUCAUUUUUAACAUUUAAAAUUUGAUAUUUAGAGAAAUAGUCUUAUAUCCUAAGCCUAUAGCUAAUUUGCAUUUUUUUUAUUUAGAGUUGAAUUAUUAUCUUUAUUAACGAUUAAAGUCAGUUAAAUUGCUUUAAAAAUUCACUCUAGGCCACUAACACUUUUAUUAUUCUUGAUUUCAAUUAUUUUUUUUUUUUUAACUGUUAAACUCAUCUGUAAUAACACAUGGUAGAAAAGAACCCAACACAAUAUGUAAUAGUACAAACCUAGAAUAGUUCUCUUCAAGGAAGAUCCAUCCAUUCCGAGAGAUUUAGAACUUCACAUCUUGGACAUCGCUCCAGUGCCUUUUAGGUAAAUCCAUUUAAUUAUGGUUAUUUGUAACUUAAAUUAUAAGUUCCACUUACAAUUGUUUCGCCUCAGGGUAGUGUCUAAAUA
This is a messenger RNA of Macrosteles quadrilineatus (aster leafhopper), 2309 nucleotides long. Its product is annotated as luc7-like protein 3. Gene Ontology annotation, biological process: mRNA splice site recognition. The transcript has 9 exons. Lineage: Eukaryota; Metazoa; Arthropoda; Insecta; Hemiptera; Cicadellidae. Bases 85 to 1197 code for a protein of 370 amino acids. Gene Ontology annotation, cellular component: U2-type prespliceosome; U1 snRNP. The record is from RefSeq and is a predicted model, not a curated record. Gene Ontology annotation, molecular function: mRNA binding.